AUGGGAAAAUACGUAAUCACCGGCAUCAAGGCCGGCGUCACUCAUGACACAGUACCCCUCCGCCUGGAGGCUGACAGUUGGUACCCAGGACAGACCAAGGAACACCUCCUCCAAAACAGCCUUUUCAUCUGGGCUCUACGUUUUCUAGGGGAAAAGGAUCCUAAAGAAAAGCUAUCCUACUUCCAGAUCGCCGGUAUCCAUGGAUUCCCUUACCAACCCUGGGAUGAGGAUACAAAACCUCAAACCCCAAAUGAGGGCUACUGUACUCACGACAGCAUUCUCUUCCCUUGCUGGCAUCGACCAUACGUGCUCCUAUUCGAGCAAGUUCUCUAUGAGAUCAUGGAGAAGGAGGUGAUCAAGAGGCUUCCCGAAAAUAUGCGAAAGGUUUGGCGUGACGCAGCUGCUACCUUCCGAUUGCCCUAUUGGGAUUGGGCGGAGAAAAAGAAGCGAGGCGACUCGGUCAUCUACGAUGUUCCAAUGAUUGUUAAAGACCCUGAAAUAGAAGUCCUUAACUUGAACGAUGGAAUAACCGUAGUAAAAAUCGACAAUCCAAUGUACAAAUUCACCAUGCCAGAUGGAGUAGCAAUGGGUCCCUAUGGCGUCGGAGACGUAGAUAGUCAGACGUCAGAUGGCACAAAGACGACUAUUCCAUUUUCCAAAUCCAAAGGUACCAGCAGAUGGGCUCCUUUUGAACCUGAGUCGUCCAACGUCUCCAUCGAGUGGGUGAAUGGAGAAGUCAAUAACGAGAAGGUGGCCGAGGCGCUCAGCGACCACAAGUGGUAUACCGGAGAGAAUUUGCCCUUGGCCGAGAUGACAUACCGUCUCUUUUUACCAGAAUACAUCACUUCGUUCUCUCAGUUCGCCACGACAAAAUAUAGCGAAACUAACAAGGAAGCAUCAUACUUGAACCUGGAGUUUAUCCAUAACAAUAUUCACAACUGGACCGGCGGUACAGAUAAGUACAUGGGUCAUAUGACGGAAGUUCCAGUUGCUGCAUUCGACCCGAUCUUUUUCAUGCAUCACUGCAAUGUCGACCGGCAAUUCGCUAUCUGGCAAGCCCUUAAUGUGGAUAACGAAGAGAACUGGUUCGAGAGGCGGGAUGAACAACUAACAGACGACGGCACUUGGUCGAUUAAAGAAGGAACCGUUGACACCCCGGAGACUCCAUUGGCUCCUUUUCACAAGAAUGCGGAGGGAGCAUACUUUACAUCUGACGAUAUUAGGGACUGGACGCAAUGGGGUUACUCGUACCCUGAGCUUCAACCCUGGCUCCCCAAGUAUAAGCCAGAGGGCAAGUUCGACAAGCAGCUCUAUAUCAAUGACAUCCAAAAUCAACUGAAAAAGCUUUACAGUUCUCCAGAAGUAGCGGACGCUCCAGCCGACGUCAUCGUCAACGUUGAGUACAAGAGGUUCGCCUUUAAUGGCCUCCCAUAUACUGUAUACUUCUUCAUUGGUGAUGAAGAUGACAUUAACCAGUACAAAGAACCACUCUACACCCACCCGAGCCUUGUGGGGUACGUAUACACGUUCACUAAUCCGGUUUACCAAAACCCGAAUGCGCCAGGAUGCGAAAACUGUAGGGUUAAGUCCUCCGAGGGAACAAAGUCGACGGCUCAGAUACCAAUCACCGCCGUACUACUCCCCCGCGUAUCCUCCUCGCAGGAUGUCGCAUCGACGACCAGUGAUCACAGUUUACCCUCAAUCACGGAUCCUGAACACGUAUCGCGGCAUCUGGAGAAGAAUCUCCAUUGGAGAGUCAAAGUAGUACGUCUAAGCAAUUUUUCUUCUAUUUAUCCCUAGUACUCGCCUACCCGUAGGGAUUUUUAAUCGCUAUAUGUGGUCCUAAUCUGCGUGCUAGCACGGCUACGAUGUUCCGGUUCCAAACGAUGACCCUUUUGUUAAAGUCUCGGUCUAUCAUCGCAAGGUUGAUCCAACCCACAGAUCAAGAGGCCAUGGAUACUCCCACCUCAAGCAGGCAACCCGAGGGAAAGCCGGGGGCUUUUGGGCCUAACUGGGAGCAGAUAUCUCCAAGCCAGCGGAUAUCAAAUCAGACUGACAAAUUAGUCUUUACCUAAGACCAAACAGCAGGAGAAUGUCUUCAGACGUGAUUUAUACAUUGACGGACCAAGGUAGAAGAGAUGUGCGCUUAUUAGCUCAAUGAUAACAUGAGAAUUUCAUUAUUAAGGUACACAGAAGCUCUUUACUCGGAUCAGACCAAAUUAGAUUUGGUAGCUAGGUACCUACAUUCAUUUGACCCAACAAAGUCAUGCAAGUCUUCAGCGCCUUUCAUCGGCCCAACUAUGAAUAGUCAAUAAAGCAAAGUCUUGUCUCA
Molecule: messenger RNA, 2332 nt
Organism: Daldinia decipiens
Lineage: Eukaryota; Fungi; Ascomycota; Sordariomycetes; Xylariales; Hypoxylaceae
Product: Di-copper centre-containing protein
Exons: 6
Coding region: 1-1800 (599 amino acids)
Molecular function (GO): oxidoreductase activity
Source: RefSeq, a predicted model, not a curated record